This is a messenger RNA of Durio zibethinus, 1394 nucleotides long. Its product is annotated as inositol oxygenase 4-like. Lineage: Eukaryota; Viridiplantae; Streptophyta; Magnoliopsida; Malvales; Malvaceae. Gene Ontology annotation, molecular function: iron ion binding; inositol oxygenase activity. The record is from RefSeq and is a predicted model, not a curated record. Gene Ontology annotation, biological process: inositol catabolic process. Gene Ontology annotation, cellular component: cytoplasm.
UGCUAUAUAACUCCAACCAUAACAGUCUCAUGGUAUCCCAACAUCAUUGACUUCUCUUGAUCUUCCUUUAACCUUGGUUAUUGCAGUGAAGAUGACUAUCUGCUUUGAGAAGCCUGAUCAACUAAUUGUUACUCAAGCUAAGGGGAUGAACAUGCAGCCUGAUGCUAAUCAAUUGGUAUCGAAUGAAGAAUUUGCAAUGCUUGAAAACAAUGCUUUCGGAAACUCAUUCAGGGAUUAUGAAGCAGAUGGUGCAAGGAAAGACAUUGUUGAGCAGCACUACAAAUUGAGUCAUAUUAACCAAACAUAUGAUUUUGUGAAACGGAUGAGGGAAGAAUACAGGAAGCUUGAUAAGGCAGAGAUGGGAAUAUGGGAAUGUUGUGAACUUCUCAAUGAGGUUGUUGAUGACAGUGAUCCUGAUUUGGAUGAACCCCAAAUUCAGCAUUUGCUGCAGAGUGCUGAAGCAAUCAGAAAAGACUAUCCUAAUGAAGACUGGUUGCACCUGACUGCUCUUAUUCAUGAUCUAGGAAAAAUCCUUGUUCUUCCAAAAUUUGGAGAGCUACCUCAAUGGGCUGUUGUUGGUGAUACAUUCCCUGUUGGAUGUGCUUUUGAUAAGUCUAAUGUUCAUCACAAGUAUUUUAAGGAAAAUCCUGACUUCAACAAUCCAAUUUACAACACCAAAAAUGGGGUCUACUUUGAAGGAUGUGGACUAGACAAUGUGCUCAUGUCAUGGGGCCAUGAUGACUAUAUGUACAUGGUGGCCAAGGAAAAUGGAACCACAUUGCCUUCUGCAGGAUUGUUCAUCAUCCGAUACCAUUCCUUCUACCCAUUGCACAAGUGUGGAGCAUAUACCCAGUUGAUGAAUGAGGAGGAUAAGGAGAACAUGAAAUGGCUUAAAGUAUUCAACAAAUAUGACCUCUACAGUAAGAGCAAAGUUCUGGUUGAUGUUGAAGAGGUCAAGCCAUAUUAUGAAUCCCUUAUUGCCAAGUAUUUCCCAGCUAAGCUUAAAUGGUGAAACUUCCAAAUCCUCAACACAGCAUUGCUGGAGCUGCAAAACUAAUAGUCCUGACUCCUGAUCUGAUGAGAGAUCACUAGGACGACUAGAGGAAAUAAAAUGUCAAUUUAAGAAUCUCUUUGUAUAUUUUAAUAAGAUUCUUGAAUUCUUAGAAAUUAUUUCAUCAACUGUUACGGAAAUUUAGAUUCAGCUGUGAAUCGAAAUUGCAUGGCGUGUCUCUCGUAAAGUCUUGAAACCAGUCCAAAGUUGCAAGAAAGAAGCAAAGCCUAAAGGCAGCAGGAAAGCAAAACCAAAACACAAUCUUUGCAGGGUUAAGCCUAAAGGCAUUUUGGACAUAUUAACUGUCUUCUAUCUAGUAGUAUUAUUUUCUUUUUCUUUUCUU